CUUUUUACAUUUUGAAAUCUACAUACUCAGUGAUUCUUAUACUCCUUUAGUCGACUAUAUAAACCGUAACUACAUCAAGUGUUCUCAUGAACUCUGAACUUCAUUGAUCGAUAACACCUACGCAUACCCACCAAUCUUUCAAAACAAUUAUUUUACAACAUGACUGACACACUGAGCCUAAAGUUUAGCCAACUAGAAAAAGCAAAGCAAAUAGCAGAAAAUUCAGUCCCAAAGAUACAAAGGGUUGCACAUUAUCUCCGAGAUCGAAAACAUUUUGCCAAACACUACUCACCCAGGUUGGUGUCAAUUGGUCCAAUUCAUCAUGGUGAAGAGAACCUACAGCUGGGAGAAAAAUACAAGCUCAUGUGGGCAAAAAGGUACCUUGAACGCACCAAACAAGAUGCAAAAGCUUUGUACCAAAAGAUUGCAUCAAACAUAAAACAGCUGAAGGAACGGUUUGCUGAGGAUGUCAUUAAAGUUGUUCCUGAUGAUGAAAAGCUGUCGUGGAUGCUGCUUGUGGAUGGGUGUGCUCUUCUACAAAUAUUGGAAAAAGCAAAACUACAUCAUCCAGAAAUGGAGGUUAAGGUUGACCAACUGGUUCUUUUGUCGCAGGAUGUGCUCUUGUUAGAGAACCAACUUCCCUAUGAAGUGCUUAAAUUGCUAUCAGGCCCCAACAAUGAAGCCACGCUAUUAAACAGCAUGAAAGAGUUUUUCAAGUUUCAUCAUUUGUUACCAGGAGCCAAGAAUAAGGACUCGGCCAAAGGAAAAACAAAGGAUGAGGACAGUAAAUCUUCUGAAGGGCACACCCUGCCAGAACACACAGUAGAAAUACCCUUGGAAGAAGAACCUAUUCAUCUGCUUGAUCAGCUUCGCAGAUCUAUUAUCCUUGAUGUUGUCCCUCAUAAAGAGGAACCAAGAGGCAAGAAGAAACAGGACCCCGACACAGUAACAUACAGGAACAUACAAGAGUUGAGAACAGCAGGGAUUAAACUGAAGGCAAACAACUCAAAGAGUCUCAGAGACAUCUCUUUCUCUUAUCGCUGCCUGUGUCUGUGUGCCGUACUGAAGCUUCCUCAGAUCACAGUUGAUGACACAACAGCUCCUACUUUUCUCAACCUUAUAGCAUAUGAGGUGUGUCCAGAUUUUAAGAACAACUACGAGAUUUGUUCCUUUGUGGCCUUCAUGGACUCGCUUAUUGACCACCCUGAUGAUGUUAAGGAGCUGAGAAAAGCAGGGGUUUUGCACAAUGCCCUUGGGAGUGAUGAGGAAGUGGCAAAGCUCUUCAACACCAUAAGCACUGACUUGGUGCCUGACUCGAAGAGCUAUUCCCAUGUUAGAGCAAAAAUUGAGAAGCAUUAUAGCAAAAAAUGGAGGACAUGGUUAGCUCUUGGUUACUAUACAUACUUUAGUAACCCUUGGGCAAUCAUUGCUUUCCAUGCUGCUGUUUUUGCCCUUGUUCUCACUUUCCUCCAAACUUGGUUAACUGUUCACCCCCCUCAUUCUAAAGACAAAACUUAGAUGUCAUCUUUAAUUACAUGUAACCACUAGAGUCAUUCUUGAAAGAUUGGAUAUUAUGUAUACAUUUCUAGGUUUGAACCUUGUUGCUUUCAUAAUAAUUAUUACUGAUAAAAAAACAGAUUUUAGAUGUUUUUGGACUUGUUUCUUAAUCAGAAUGAAUUUGGAGUUGUCUUGCAUAAUAAAAGUUUGC
Messenger RNA from Cajanus cajan (pigeon pea), 1708 nucleotides. Its product is annotated as UPF0481 protein At3g47200. NCBI's taxonomy places the organism in Eukaryota, Viridiplantae, Streptophyta, Magnoliopsida, Fabales, Fabaceae. The record is from RefSeq and is a predicted model, not a curated record.